AUGAACACUCACCAACCUACUUACGGAUCCGACCCGGCUUCCCCCAACACCACCUACGUCCAAGCCGACCCAUCAAGCUUCCGGGCCGUCGUCCAGAAGCUCACCGGAGCAACGGAGGACCCCUCAGCCCAGAAGCUCCCUCUGACCCUCCCCGCACGCUACACCAACCCCAAACCCGCCGCCGAAGUGGGGCCCCGACGGCCCGCCUUCAAGCUCCACGAGAGGAGACAAAGCACCAAGAAGCUCGAGCUCCACCUCACUACCUCCACAACAGUACUACACCCUUCGUCAUCAUCGUCGUGUGGACCCCAGCAGCUGGCUCGGCCGGUGAUGAUGUCACCAGUUUCUCCGUUUGAGUUUCUGGCACGUGGGAGCCCCAGGACGCCGGUGUCGCCGUGCGAGGUGGUGGACGAGGAAGAGGCGGAGCGAGCCAUUAUCGCAGAGAAAGGGUUCUAUAUGCACCAACCAAGUCCGCUAAGUACACCGCGAGGGCCUGAUCAUCACCCACCUGAGCUUUUGCCUUUGUUUCCUUUGCAUUCUCCUCGAGACAUCACUCAGACUCAUCAACCCUCCACCUCUAUUUCUUAA
Messenger RNA from Fragaria vesca subsp. vesca, 588 nucleotides. RefSeq lists its product as uncharacterized. The record is from RefSeq and is a predicted model, not a curated record. Lineage: Eukaryota; Viridiplantae; Streptophyta; Magnoliopsida; Rosales; Rosaceae. The transcript has a single exon. The coding region runs from base 1 to 588 and encodes 195 amino acids.